This is a messenger RNA of Asparagus officinalis (garden asparagus), 744 nucleotides long. RefSeq names its product protein SPEAR1. The transcript has 4 exons. The coding region runs from base 106 to 570 and encodes 154 amino acids. Lineage: Eukaryota; Viridiplantae; Streptophyta; Magnoliopsida; Asparagales; Asparagaceae. The record is from RefSeq and is a predicted model, not a curated record. Gene Ontology annotation, molecular function: DNA-binding transcription factor activity.
GUAGAUUCUUCCAUCUAUCCCUCUCUCUUUUCUCUUUCUGCCUCGUAUUCUUAGUGUGUCCUAGUUAGGUUUUAAUUAAGGUUGGUAAUUUGAGAGGAGAUCUUAAUGGGGAGUAGCCAUUUUGGAGAGCUUGCUUUGGGAAAUAAUGGAAGAUCCGGGUCAUCAAGAAAAGGGAAGAAGAAUACUAGUGAGAAGCCAAAGCAGCCGCAAAGAGGUCUCGGUGUUGCUCAAUUAGAGAAGAUCAGAUUACACAAUCAGAUGGCUAGCUAUCUCCCUUCACUUAAUCACCCUCCUUUCCAUAAUAAGAUGGGUUUUGGAGACGUUGAUCAAAGAAGAGAUAUCGGAAACAGUGGAUUUCAGUCUGGUUCUACUGCCAGACAAUUCUCAAGUCACAUGGCUCAUCACUGGGGACAACAAACUAUGACGCUGCCUCUAUUAGAGCAGAAUAACGAGGAUGUGGUGCAGAAGAAGAGACGACAUGAUCGAUGUCACUCAAUGAGUUCAAUGAGCCAGAAUUCAGAUACAAGUGACACACAAGAGUUAGAUUUAGAACUGAAGUUGUCACUUUGACUAGUUGCAAGACAUGUGAUUGUCGAAUGGCUUGCUAUAUGUUGGAGAAUAAGUUGGUAAUAUUUCAAACAGGUUCUGCUAUAUGCAUGUUGUGCUCUAAUUCAACUGGUACUAUAUAUAUUGAUGUAUCAAUGGUAUACAUAUCGUUUCCAUGUCUAUGAAAAUAUGAUCAUA